UCCCCUGCUGGCCCCAGGUCAGUGUCCGGAAGUUCCUCCUCUGCCCAGGAAGAAGCCUCUCAGCAUGAGUGAGCCUUGGGUUCCAUCUCCACAGCUCCCAACCCCCGAACUCCCUGAGUCCUCCCAGCUACCAGGAACUGUCUACAUUAUCAACGUGACCUGGUCCGACUCUACUUCCCAGACCAUCUACCGGAGGUACAGCAAGUUCUUUGACCUGCAGAUGCAGCUCCUGGAUAAGUUCCCCAUUGAAGGAGGCCAGAAGGACCCCAAGCAAAGGAUCAUCCCCUUCCUCCCAGGCAAGAUCCUCUUCCGCAGAAGCCACAUCCGGGAUGUAGCUGUGAAGCGGCUGAAGCCCAUUGACGAGUACUGCCGGGCACUCAUCCGACUACCCCCUUACAUUUCACAGUGCGAUGAAGUCUUUCGGUUCUUUGAGGCCCGACCUGAGGAUGUGAACCCCCCAAAAGAUCUCUGUGUCUGCAUCAGCAAAAUAAUCGGGCCUGUGCUCCGGCGCCAGUGGCGGCCUUCUGUGUGCGCCUGCAGUGACCGAGAGAUGGGGAGCCUCAAAGCAGCCCCACAGUUUCAUGUGCAGGGCCUCCGAGGACCCCUGGUCUUUGGGGACUGCUUCCCUGUCACCCAGGCAUCCUCAGUUCAGCCCUGGACCGACCUAGGCUUCUGGCUGUUGGCCCAGGGUCGGGGAUCAGACCAAGAGAGCCGGUCCCGCCUUCCUCCCGACUUGAGCCUAUCUCUGCUCCAGGCCCAGGCUGGCCGUGAGCGCUCCGCCAGGUGCAGUGCUGACAGCGAGGCAUCUCCUGGUCCUACCCUGUUCCGGGUGGUGCUUUGCCCUUGUUCCUCCCUCAGCAGGAGGACCUCUCCACCCUGUUGCACAGUGUGGCUCUCCAGCUGGGCUGAGUCUCCCAAGAAGGACGUGACAGGUGCCGACACCAGCGCCGAGCCCAUGAUCCUGGAACAGUGUGUGGUGGUGUCCAACUACAAGAAGCAGGAGAACUCGGAGCUGAGCCUCCAGGCCGGGGAGGUGGUGGACGUCAUCGAGAAGAACGAGAGCGGCUGGUGGUUCGUGAGCACCUCUGAGGAACAGGGCUGGGUUCCUGCCACCUACCUGGAGGCUCAGAAUGGCACUCGGGAUGACUCAGACAUCAGCACCUCCAAGAGCGGGGAAGUGUCCAAGAGACGCAAGGCCUAUCAGCGGCGCCUGGAUCGCCGGUGGACCCUGGGCGGAAUGGUCAACAGGCAGCACAGCCGAGAAGAGAAGUACGUCACCGUGCAGCCCUACGCCAGCCAAAGCAAGGACGAGAUCGGCUUUGAGAAGGGCGUCACCGUGGAGGUGAUCCGGAAGAACCUGGAGGGCUGGUGGUACAUCAGGUACCUGGGCAAAGAGGGCUGGGCGCCUGCCUCCUACCUGAAGAAGGCCAAGGAUGACCUGCCAAGCCGGAAGAAGAACCUCGCCGGCCCAGUAGAGAUCAUCGGGAACAUCAUGGAGAUAAGCAACCUGCUGAACAAGAAGGCAUCUGGGGACAAGGAGACUCCACCCACUGAAGGCGAGGGCUCCGAGGCCCCCGUGGCCAAGAAGGAGAUCAGCCUGCCUAUCCUCUGCAACGCCUCCAACGGCAGUGCCCUGGGUGUUCCAGAGAGGACCAUCUCCAGACUGGCCCAGGGCUCCCCGGCUGUGGCCAGGAUUGCCCCGCAGAGGGCCCAGAUCAGCUCCCCGAACCUCAGGACAAGACCUCCACCACGCAGAGAAUCGAGCCUGGGUUUCCAGCUGCCCAAGCCGCCAGAGCCCCCUUCUGUUGAGGUGGAGUACUACACCAUCGCUGAGUUCCAGUCUUGCAUCUCCGAUGGGAUCAGCUUUCGGGGUGGACAGAAGGCAGAGGUAAUCGACAAGAACUCUGGAGGCUGGUGGUACGUGCAGAUUGGGGAGAAGGAGGGCUGGGCCCCAGCCUCCUACAUCGAUAAGCGCAAGAAGCCCAACCUCAACCGUCGCACGAGCACGCUGACCCGGCCCAAGGUCCCUCCGCCAGCGCCCCCCAGCAAGCCCAAGGAGGGUGGGGAGGCCCCUGUGGGAGCCGGCGACAGCCAAGAGUCCCCGCUGAAGCUCAGGUAUGAGGAGCCUGAGUAUGACAUCCCUGCUUUGGGCUUCGACUCGGAGCCAGAGCCGAGCGAGGAGCCCGCGGAGGACAGAGGCCUUGGGGACCGGCCGCCUGCCCAGCCCCACAGGCCCUCGCCCGCCUCGUCCCUGCAGCGAGCCCACUUCAAGGUGGGCGAGUCCUCGGAGGAUGUGGCGCUGGAGGAGGAGACCAUCUACGAGAACGAGGGCUUCCGGCAGUACGCAGAGGACGCCCUGUCAGCCAGGGGCUCCUGCGGUGGCGACAGUGACUCCCCAGGGGGCUCCUCCCUGUCGCUGGCCAGGAAAAACUCCCCCAAGUCGGCCUCGCUCCUGAAGCUCCGGGCUGAGAAGAACGCCCAGGCCGACCUGGGGAAGAGCCACUCCUCGGCCUCCUCUUCCUCAUCCGUCACCCUCAACACCACCUGCUCCUCGUCCUCUUCCUCCUCGUCUUCCUCCCUGUCCAAGGGCAGUGGCGACCUGAAGCCCCGCUCGGCCUCGGAUGCAGGCGUCCGCGGCGCGCCCAGGGGUCCCGACUCGCCCCCGCCGCCCAGCCAGCGCAACUGCGUCCCCGUGUCCCCCGUGCGCCCCAAGCCCAUCGAGAAGUCCCAGUUCAUCCACAAUAACCUCAGAGACCUGUACGUCUCCAUCGCAGACUACGAGGGCGACGACGAGACGGCCGGCUUCCAGGAGGGGGUGUCCAUGGAGGUGCUGGAGAAGAACCCCAACGGCUGGUGGUACUGCCAAAUCCUGGAUGAGGUGAAGCCCUUCAAAGGCUGGGUGCCCUCCAACUACCUUGAGAAGAAGAACUAGCAGAGGGCGUGGGGUCCUUCCAGCCACUGUGCACCACUGCACGCCGCUGGAUGACCAGUGAGUGACGUGGACGAAGGGGGAAGGACGGCCGGGGAGGAAACCCUGCAGGAGGUGAGCCCUCCCUCUCCAGUCCAGCGGGAAAGGGAAGGCAGGGGAGACCUGGGCCUGGGACCCACACGUGCCCCGUGCCACUGCCCACGGUCUGCACCCCUCGGGACAGGCCAUGCAGGAAGCCCCAGUCGUGCCUUCACCACAAACCUGGAGAAGAUGUGGUUGUAGCUGCCCUGCCUGGCUCCUCCGGGGCUGGCAUCUUGCUCUGAGGUAGCCCUCGUAUUGUCCUGACCUCUAUUUAUGAAUCGUUCAAGUUUCCCAGGGUGGCACUGCCUCGGUGGUGGGUGCAUAGGAAGACACUGCUGGCCCUGGGGCUUGGAGCUGUCUCCAGGCCAGACCACUGUCAGUGUCUUGUAGUUAAGAAAAAGGGGCUCCAGAGUGCCGAGAGGGCUGUCCAUAUGUCCCUGCUCUGGCUUGAGAAGAAGCCUGCCCUCUGGGCACUGGAGGAGCAUUCCGGCUGGGCUCUGUAAUCGGCAGACUGUUGGUAUUUCUCAGCUGGUGGUUCCUUUGCAUGUUUCCCGAGAGAAUCAUUCACUUGGGGGCUUAAAUGUCAGGCCUUUGGUUCCACCCUUACUUUCGGGUUGUUUUUGGUCCGAGGCCGCCAGCCUUACAAGGGAUGGCGGUAGUGGGCCGGCUUUCUGUUGUACUCUGUGGGAGGGUUCUGUUUGGGUUCUGGUUUUCUGGUCGUUUCGCUUGGUUUCCACUGUGUGGACAGUGCCGGGUUUGGCACUCAAGAGGGACAGGGUCUGGGUAAGCCCAGGCCCCAGACUCAGCGAUAAAAACCUUCCUGCCCAGCCUCCUGGGCAAGAAGGAUAAAAACUUCCGGGAGGGAGGACUGAGAGCCAGACAUCAGAGAGGCAGCUGCCAGGCGCAGGUGCCCCAUUCUGUGUACAUUCUCCCUCUCGGAGGGCUACAGGCCUCACACAGCAACUGUGGAGAAGCGGCCACUGCCCAGCCUGGGCAGAGGGAUCGGAAGGAACACCUCCAACCUCCCCCUUCACCCUGCUCACAGCGGCACAGAGAAGAUGGAGCCCUGUGCCAGGCACUGGCGUGGUCUUCCCUUGGGGCAGCGCCCCAGUGGGGACAGCAGCAGAGGAUGGAGUCCCGUUUGUCCUCUGUCAGCGCCACAUUGUUUUUCCACUGUUGACAUUUCAGAGGGGACCCUCCAAAAAAAAGCUGUGGCUUCCCCAGGACUCCCCACUGAUGGGACUGGAUUUCCGCACGUGCCUUUGUUUGGGACAGAGCAGGCCUGGUGGCAGGGCCAGAGCUGCCAGAGCAGCUGGGCAGGGCCGCUUGCUCCUCCCUCCCGAGCAGCGUCUGAGCCCUGAUCCCAGGGGCCCUGCCUGGCACCCCGGCCGGCAGACUGCUCACACCCUUUCCUGGGUUGGGGUGAAGUGGUUUUGUUCCUUUGGUUUUGUUCAUAAGUUUAAAAUUGAAAUUAGUUAUUUUUUUUUCUGCUGGACAGUAUUAAAUAGAGCAGGAUGUUGAGUUAAUCUGCUAGAUUGCAGUACUAAUGGUAGUGGUUUAGUGUCUUCAUAUUGAUAUUAUUUGUUCUUAUUUGAACAAUAAUGAUAAAGAAGUGGUUCAUUAUUUUUUAAUUAAUGCACUUUAAAUAAGAUGGAAUGAAAAGAAGCCCAGAGAGCAAAGUGCAUUACUUAAAGAUGCAGUAUAUACUUUUCUCAUUUUUAAACAGCACAUAUUUAUUAAAAGAAAAAAAAGUAAUUUAUGAUUAUUUAAAAUAAAAUUUAAAAGUAGAGUGACUGUCGGGUUAAGGACCUUCCACGUAGCUGUCUUCCAGGGGAGGGCCCACGGUCUCACUCCACAGCUGCCUGCACUGAGCCAUCCGGUCACUCGCCGGGGACAGGCAGGGGCUCAGGCAGAGCAUCUCAGCAGGGCCGCCCUUCCCACCCCUCCAGCUGCACUGCCUCAGGCUCUCUGCCCCUGGGGCCCUCUCUCCCAGAUUCCCAGUGCUCUGAAAGGGCAGGGUCACAGAAGCAGGACUGGCAGGGACCAGGGAGGUCACUCCAUGCUGUCUCUCUCUGUUCCUUCAGCCCAAGGCCAGGAAACGACUUUCCCCAAAUCACACAGCCAGUUCACAGCAGACUUCCCACUGGUUAAUCCUGUGCUCCUUCCCCGCCCGGUACACUUAUCAUGUGGGCAUCGUGUUUACAUUGUGACCUCCGGCCCAGGUGGCUGGGAGCUGCUCAGGCAUCAGGGAGAGUGGAGAAUGCUGCCACCUGGUGACAUCUGUCGAUCUGGGCAGUGGCCAGGGCUCACCCUGCCUCAGCCUCUGCACCGCAGCCUCCCCUCCAGCCCCACUCAGCACAGCACACACCUGCAAACCCAAAGAAUAUUCAUACUUGAAACAAGAAGGUGCAUGCCGGUCAACCCAGGGCGAGAGGGCCUUUCCCUAAGAGCUGCUGAGGUGCUCUGUGACUGGGGGCGGGGAGGGGCGGGCUGCUGGCAGUAGUGGAGCAGAAAGGCCUGGGCUCUGACCCAUCUGGAGGAAAA
Molecule: messenger RNA, 5554 nt
Organism: Fukomys damarensis (Damara mole-rat)
Lineage: Eukaryota; Metazoa; Chordata; Mammalia; Rodentia; Bathyergidae
Gene: Sh3pxd2a
Product: SH3 and PX domains 2A
Exons: 19
Coding region: 65-2932 (955 amino acids)
Biological process (GO): superoxide anion generation
Molecular function (GO): phosphatidylinositol binding; superoxide-generating NADPH oxidase activator activity; protein binding
Source: RefSeq, a predicted model, not a curated record